AUGUAUUUGAAAAACCUUACCGACCUACCUUCCACCACGGCUACAAUUCGAGGACUCCCAGCGCCGUGUACUUGGCCUACGGUCGAGAAAGUGAUUAUUCUCCAGCCUGGAGAAUUUUUCAUUAAACUCAAGAAGGAUUCGGACCCCGACGUCUGGAGGCACAUCAAGUGGGACAAGGACGGCCGCGGGAAGGUCCCUGAGCAGAAAGGAAUCUACACGGGUCGUGAAGAAGCUCUGAAAUACUUGGAGCAAGAGGGUUACAUUGAUUUGCAUGAAGAUGAUGCUGUGGACCAGAGAACGCAGCAGGCAGAUGUAGGAGACGACCCUUCGAAACCUGGUCUUGUUCGCAUGCUAACUCUCCUGCAGGCCAAGUCCGAUGGUCGGUGGCCGGACACGUGGAAGCUAACCGAGCACGAGGAGAAUGAGUAUGGCGAGACCAUCGACGCCAAGGAUGUACCGUUGUUCGGAAACCCGAAGAAAAUCUCCCCAGAACCGCGACCCUGGCAAACGAGGCGUAAGAAGCAUGUAACAAAGCAUGACUAUCGGUAUAAACAUCUACAGAAAGAAGAUGGAGGAUAUCAGAAAGGAGAUAAGAAAGAAGAAGAUAGAGAAGAACAGGAUGAAGAACAGGAUAAAGAGGAAGAAGAAGAGGAAGAGGCAGAAGAAGAAGAGGAAGAGGAAGAGGAAGAAGAGGAAGAGGAAGAAGGGCAGGGAGGAAAACGGAGAAAAAAGGAAGUAGAUCAGAAUGACCUGGACGAGAAGAACGAGAAGAAGAAAGCGGCUGCAAAGAAGGAGGAGGAACUCGAAGCCUAUCUCGACGACAUGGUCAUCUGCCCCCUUGAGGCGAAGGAGAGAGAGAGGAUCAGGAAAAACGAGGAAGAAACGGCUAACUGGGGUCUCUGGCUUGCUAUAACCUUACCUAUGAUGUGUACCGUCAUGUAG
Molecule: messenger RNA, 942 nt
Organism: Clonostachys byssicola
Lineage: Eukaryota; Fungi; Ascomycota; Sordariomycetes; Hypocreales; Bionectriaceae
Source: the annotation of a GenBank genome assembly